AACGUCACAAUACGUCAUCACGCUUGCACUAGGAAUUGCAAGAUGGCGGAGAGUGCGGAAUUGAAGCAAAUGGUGAUGAGCCUGCGCGUUUCAGAGCUGCAGGUUCUGCUAGGUUACGCGGGCCGCAACAAACACGGGCGAAAACAUGAGCUGUUAACCAUGGCCUUGCAUCUCCUGAAAGCCGGCUGCAGCCCCGCCGUGCAGAUGAAGAUCAAGGAGCUGUACUGCAGACGCUUCCCCACCAAGAUGGGCUCUCCCUCAGAGCUGGUCCUGCCCGGACCACACUACCCUGCCUCGGGAGGAGGGGGCACCGCUGCCCUACCUGCCGGCCUCAGCCAGCUGGCGUAUGAGGGCCACGGGCACGGGGGAGUACCCUCGCCGGCUGCCCUGCUGCCCAUCUCGUUGCUGGGGCCUGGCAAGCAUGAGCUCAGCGGGCUGGCGCACCACCUGCCCACCUCGGCCACCCUGCAUCCGGUGCACCCAGACGUCAAGCUGCAGAGGCUGCCCUUCUACGAUAUGCUGGACGAGCUCAUCAAACCCACCAGUCUAGCAUCGGACAACAGCCAGCGGUUUCAGGAAACGUGUUUUGCGUUCGCACUAACGCCGCAGCAAGUCCAACAGAUUAGCAGCUCAAUGGACAUCUCGGGGACCAAAUGUGACUUCACAGUACAAGUUCAAUUACGGUUUUGUCUCUCUGAGACGAGUUGUCCUAGGAAGACCACUUUCCGCCCAAUCUGUGUUGAAGGUGAACGGAAGCCAUGCAACCUCCCGGGUUAUCUUCCUCCAACGAAAAACGGUGUGGAGCCGAAGCGCCCCAGCCGGCCCAUCAACAUUACCUCAGUGGUCAGACUAUCCACCACAGUCCCCAACACCAUCGUGGUGUCUUGGACCUCAGAGGUUGGAAGGAGCUACUCUAUGGCGGUGUACCUGGUCAAGCAGCAGUCGUCCACAGUACUGUUGCAGAGACUACGGUCCAAAGGCAUCAGGAACCCAGACCAUUCCAGAGCACUCAUCAAAGAGAAGCUAACCGCAGAUCCAGACAGUGAAAUCGCCACCACCAGCCUGCGUGUGUCCCUGCUCUGUCCGCUGGGGAAGAUGCGUCUGAUGAUCCCGUGCCGGGCGCUGACGUGUUCCCACCUGCAGUGUUUCGACGCUACGCUGUACAUCCAGAUGAAUGAGAAGAAACCCACCUGGGUUUGUCCCGUCUGUGAUAAGAAAGCCCCCUACGAACAUCUCAUCAUUGACGGGUUGUUUAUGGAGAUCCUGAACAGCUGUGUAGACUGUGAUGAGAUCCAGUUUAAGGAGGAUGGCUACUGGGCCCCCAUGAGGACAAAGAGGGAAGUACAGGAGGUCUCGUCAGCCUCCUACAGCAACGGACUGGAAGGCUUGCACCGGUCGGCGGUAGGGGAGCAGAGGAGCUCAUCGUCCCACAACGGGGGCAGUAGUAGGAUGAAGGUGGAGGUGAUCGACCUGACCCUGGACAGCUCCUCAGAGGACGACGAUGAUGACCAACCGCCCCUCAAGAGGCCCUGCUCCUCCCUGUCCCCCACCUCGCCUCCCAUCGUCAACAAGGGAGUGUUGAACCUGCACCACCAGGUGUCCCCGGUGAGCCGGACCCCCAGCAUGCCGUCUGUGGACACCAGCUACAUCCCCCCUGUACCUCCCCUCAUCCAGGAUUACCGUCCCUACUACCACGCCCCAAACCAGCUCACAGAUCUGAAUUUCUUCUCCUUUCUACAAGGGGACAAUCAUCAGCAUUACAACAUGGUGAUGGCCGCCGCCGCCGCUGCCUCGGCCUCGGACGACCACGAGCUCCUCCUCAACCACUUCCGUCCCUACACCACCACCUCCUCCUCGUCCUCCUCCCAGCUGUUCCUGGACCAGUCUGGGGCGCCCUCCUCUGGCUCGCUGGCGCCCCUAGACGGUGGUGAUGGUGGAGGAAACGGCAGCGGUGGCAGCAGCAGUAGCCUAGUGUCCUCUAGCAGUCUGAGAGACACUCACAGCACACACUCCACACACUCUCACACACACCCCACGCACUCACACACACACCCCACGCACUCACACACACACCCCACGCACUCACACACACACCCCACGCACUCACACACACACCCCGGCGUAGGAGGUCGGUCCAGUGCUGAUGUGGCGGCCGCAGCCCUCUACGGGGCCGUCCCCGACGUGAUCUCACUAGACUGACGAUUUCGUUUUCGGCGACUAGCGACUGACUCCGAAACAGAGGGUUUGUUGGUUGUUUAAUGGAGGAUGCAGUCAUGACUACUAAACUGACGCAGAAACAGUUUAACGGUCCCACCCAGUCUACAGCUCUGGUUUUGAGUUGUGUCGUUAAGGCUGACUCCAGAACACCUGUCUGUGGCGGAGCCGGUCCCGAGGUGUCGUUUGACUGGGCUGACCCAGGAACAGUUAUAAAGUCACACCCCACAGAUGGAUGGGAUUGGCACCUAGUGUUGCUAGACUGAGUCCAGAACAGUUACCGGUUGGUAGCUGGCUCCCUGACAUCAUUCCACUAGACUGACCCCAGAACAGUUACCGGUUGGUAGCUGGCUCCAUGACGACAUUCCACUAGACUGACUCCAGAACAGUUACCGGUUGGUAGCUGGCUCCCUGACGACAUUCCACUAGACUGAUAUCAGAGAGGUCUAUGGGUUUCAUCUCUGAAGUCGACAGACUGGACCUAGAUCAGCUCCCUGCCGGUACCUACCAGAAACGCUAGCCGUACAAAAACGGAGGAAGGCUUUUUUUUUUUUUUUGUAUGAAAAGAGUAAUGCUGUGUACAGAGAACAAAAAGUAUAUUUUCUCUUUUUACUUUUGUAUAUUAAUUAAUUGAAUAGUUUUUCUGUCCCGUAAGUAACUUCAGUUGCUAUUUUGAAGUGGAGACUGAAGAUGUACAUACGUUUCCCCCUCGAUAAAAUGAACUUUAAUAUCUCA
Molecule: messenger RNA, 2949 nt
Organism: Oncorhynchus keta (chum salmon)
Lineage: Eukaryota; Metazoa; Chordata; Actinopteri; Salmoniformes; Salmonidae
Product: E3 SUMO-protein ligase PIAS1-like
Exons: 14
Coding region: 43-2199 (718 amino acids)
Biological process (GO): protein sumoylation; regulation of transcription by RNA polymerase II
Molecular function (GO): zinc ion binding; SUMO ligase activity; transcription coregulator activity
Source: RefSeq, a predicted model, not a curated record